AUGUCGCUGAAAUCGGCGGCGGCGGCGGCGGCGAAAGCGGCGGCGGCGGAGAAAGUGGUGGCGGCGGCGAAAGCGGCGGCGGCGGCGAAAGCGGCGGCGGCUGCGAAAGCGGCGGCGGCGAAAGCGGCGGCGGCGGCGGCGAAAGCGGCGGCGGCGGCGGCGGCGAAAGCGACGGCGGCGGUGGCGGCGGCGAAAGCGGCGGCGGUGGCGGCGGCGAGAACGGCGGCGGCUGCGAAAGCGGCGGCGGCGAAAGCGGCGGCGGCGGCGAAAGCGGCGGCGGCGAAAGCGGCUGCGGCGGCGAAAGCGGCGGCGGCGAAAGCGGCUGCGGCGGCGGCGGCGAAAGCGGCUGUGGCGGCGGCGGCGAAAGCGGCUGCGGCGGCGGCGGCGAAAGCGGCGGCGGCGGCGAAAGCGGCGGCGGCGGCGAAAGCGGCGGCGGCGGCGGCGAAAGCCGCGGCGGCGGCGAAAGCGGCGGCGGCGGCGAAAGCGGCGGCGGCGGCGAAAGCGGCGGCGGCGGCGAAAGCGGCUGCGGCGGCGGCGGCGAAAGCGGCUGCGGCGGCGGCGGCGAAAGCGGCUGCGGCGGCGGCGGCGAAAGCGGCUGUGGCGGCGGCGGCGAAAGCGGCGGCGGCGGCGAAAGCGGCGGCGGCGGCGAAAGCGGCGGUGGCGGCGAAAGCGGCGGCGGCGGCGAAAGCGGCGGCGGCGGCGAAAGCGGCGGCGGCGGCGAAAGCGGCGGCGGCGGCGAAAGCGGCGGCGGCGGCGAAAGCGGCGGCGGCGAAAGCGGCGGCGGCGGCAGCGAAAGCGGUGGCGGCAGCAGCAGCGGCGGCGGCAGCGAAAGCGGCGGCGGCGGCGGCGGCAGUGGCGGCGGCAGCGGCGGCGGCGGCGGCGGCGGCGGCGGCAGCGGCGGCGGCGAAAGCGGCGGCGGCAGCGGCAGCGAAAGAGGCAGCGGCGGCGGCGGCGGCAGCGAAAGUGGCGGCGGCGGCGGCAGCGAAAGUGGCGGCGGCGGCGUCGGAAGCGGCGGCGGCGAAAGCGGCGGCGGCGAAAGCGGCGGCGAAAGCGGCGGCGGCAGCGAAAGCGGCGGCGGCGGCGGCAGCGAAAGCGGCGGCGGCGGCGGCAGCGAAAGCGGCGGCGGCGGCGGCAGCGAAAGCGGCGGCGGCGAAAGCGGCGGCGGCGAAAGCGGCGGCGGCGAAAGCGGCGGCGGCGGCAGCGAAAGCGGCGGCGGCAGCGGCAGCGGCGGCGGCGGCGGCGGCGGCAGUGGCGGCGGCGGCAGCGGCGGCGGCGGCAGCGGCGGCGGCGGCAGCGGCGGCGGCGGCGGCAGCGGCGGCAGCGGCGGCGGCGGCGGCAGCGGCGGCGGCGGCGAAAGCUGCGGCGGCGAAAGCGGCGGCGGCGGCGGCGGCGGCGGCGAAAGCGGCGGCGGCGGCGGCGGCGAAAGCGUCGGCGGCGGCGGUGAAAGCGGCGGCGGCGGCGGCAGCGAAAGUGGCGGCGGUGGCGUCGGAAGCGGCGGCGGCGGCGGCGAAAGCGGCGGCGGCGAAAUCGGCGGCGGCAGCGAAAGCGGCGGCGGCGGCGGCAGCGAAAGCGGCGGCGGCGGCGGCAGCGAAAGCGGCGGCGGCUGCGGCAGCGAAAGCGGCGGCGGCAGCGGCAGCGAAAGCGGCGGCGGCAGCGGCAGCGAAAGCGGCGGCGGCAGCGGCAGCGAAAGCGGCGGCGGCGAAAGCGGCGGCGGCGAAAGCGGCGGCGGCGGCGGCGAAAGCGGCGGCGGCGGCGGCGAAAGCGGCGGCGGCGGCGAAAGCGGCGGUGGCGGCGGCGAAAGCGGCGGCGGUAGCGAAUGUGAAUGCAGAUGCAGCUGGAGGUGAAAUGUCGGGGCAAGGCCUCUGGGAAAUUUUAGAAAUGAGAGAGCCGGUGUUGUGCGUGCGCUGGUACGCGGCACGGCGGGGGGAGGCGGCCUUCUCGAUUAUCAGUGUGCUGCUAUGGGCUGCAGAUGUAACAGCCGACGAUGCAGCCGCUGAGAUGCUGCGACCCCGCUUCCGCAACCGGCAGGACGCUGAGUCGAACACCGGAGACGUCACUGGCUGCAACCACGCCCGGCCCACCGUUGACAGGCGAAGCCCUCAGCAACACCUCUAA
Molecule: messenger RNA, 2115 nt
Organism: Schistocerca americana (American grasshopper)
Lineage: Eukaryota; Metazoa; Arthropoda; Insecta; Orthoptera; Acrididae
Product: nuclease SbcCD subunit C-like
Exons: 5
Coding region: 1-2115 (704 amino acids)
Source: RefSeq, a predicted model, not a curated record